This is a messenger RNA of Branchiostoma belcheri (Belcher's lancelet), 945 nucleotides long. Its product is annotated as WW domain-binding protein 11-like. Gene Ontology annotation, cellular component: spliceosomal complex. The transcript is spliced from 9 exons. NCBI's taxonomy places the organism in Eukaryota, Metazoa, Chordata, Leptocardii, Amphioxiformes, Branchiostomatidae. Gene Ontology annotation, biological process: mRNA cis splicing, via spliceosome. The record is from RefSeq and is a predicted model, not a curated record. The coding region runs from base 154 to 945 and encodes 263 amino acids.
UCACAGAGCCUCCCUCUCCCAGCAUUCCUUGCACAAAAUGGCGUCCAGCGUGGGCUAAAUUUUUGCCAACAAAAACAAAUUUGGUAUUUUACUAGUUUCAGUCAGUCUACAGAGGUUUUAUCUAAAUUCAGCUGCAUUCAGAAGGUAGCCAAGAUGGGGAGGAGGUCGAUCAACACCACCAAGAGUGGGAAAUACAUGAACCCCACCGAUCAAGCGAGAAAAAUGGCUCGAAAGAGAGAACUGAAGAAAAACAAGAAGCAGCGAAUGAUGGUUCGACAUGCAGUACUGAAGUCCAAAGACCCAAAACAGAUUCUGGUGGACAUGGAGAAGCUUGACCAGAUGGAGUUUGACUCAGCCCAACCCAUCCGUCUGAACGAAAAAGUUCUGAGAGACAAGAGGAAGAAACUGAGGGAAACUUUUGACCGAGUUCUAAAGCUAUAUGAAAAAGAGGAUCCUACUCUGUGCGAUGAAAUGAAGAGAAUGAUGGUGGAAUAUGAGAGGAGAAGACAACAAGCAAUCACAUACUUUGAGUCGGUGAAACAUGCCCAGCAGGUGACAGUGGAAGACAUCCCCCUCCCAGAGCAGCCUGACCUACCACAAAAUGUGUCCAUGAUUCCCCUGCCCAGUGACAUUCCCCUCCCAGGAGCUCAGCCACACUCCAUCCUCAAGAAGACUAGUGCCUAUGGAUAUGACCGGCCACCCCCUGGCCCCCCUCCAGGCCUCCCCCAGGGACUCCCCCUCGGUAAGAAACCCCCAGGCCCCCCUCCUGGUCCCUCCCCCGGCCCCCUCCAGGACCACCCCCCAGGUACAUGCUGGAUGAGGACAUGGAUGAUGACAGGGAUGAGGAUGAUGAGGCGUACGAUCCUGAAAAAGAUUUAUUUUUCUGUCUUUCCUGUCUGUCUGUCUGUCUUUUCUGACUUCUUCACAUUGCCUACUGUUGGAUGA